CAGUACGGUACGUCUUCUUAAUAAGUCCGUCUAAAGAUGGCGGAGUAUGCAAACCUUGUCCGAAGGGCUUUGGGGCAACUAAGAGGUCAUGCAGGUGUAAAAGGUUUCCUUCUUCAGCUAUUCAGAGUGAAUGAUGUAAAAGUAGGAUCCCUGAUUGGUGUGGAUAAAUAUGGAAACAAAUACUAUGAGGAUAAGAAGCACUACUUCUUUGGACGGCAUCGCUGGGUGAUCUACACCACAGAGAUGAAUGGGAAAAACACCCUUUGGGAAGUGGAUGGCAGCAUGGUGCCAGCUGAAUGGCAUCGCUGGCUGCACUGUAUGACAGAGGACCCACCCACCACACACCCACCAGAGCCCAAGAAGUUUCUGGCUGAGGUCCACCAGUUCAAUGUGAGUGGCUCCCCACAGCAGUAUGUGCCCUACCCGACCACCCGCAAGAAGAUCCACGAGUGGGUUCCUCCAAAAGCCGGAGCUCAGUGACCCCUGACUGCACAUUUCAUUUUCCAAAGUGUAAAUUAUAAUCUAUCCUGCCACUGUCCCCACCAUGUGCUGAAUAAAACCUGUAUAUGGAAGU
Molecule: messenger RNA, 574 nt
Organism: Sphaeramia orbicularis (orbiculate cardinalfish)
Lineage: Eukaryota; Metazoa; Chordata; Actinopteri; Kurtiformes; Apogonidae
Gene: ndufa12
Product: NADH:ubiquinone oxidoreductase subunit A12
Exons: 4
Coding region: 37-480 (147 amino acids)
Biological process (GO): response to oxidative stress
Cellular component (GO): respiratory chain complex I; membrane
Source: RefSeq, a predicted model, not a curated record